Messenger RNA from Cuculus canorus (common cuckoo), 2443 nucleotides. It is a transcript of the gene GMPPA, whose product is annotated as GDP-mannose pyrophosphorylase A. Lineage: Eukaryota; Metazoa; Chordata; Aves; Cuculiformes; Cuculidae. The coding region runs from base 67 to 1338 and encodes 423 amino acids. The record is from RefSeq and is a predicted model, not a curated record. Gene Ontology annotation, biological process: biosynthetic process. The transcript has 12 exons. Gene Ontology annotation, cellular component: cytoplasm. Gene Ontology annotation, molecular function: transferase activity.
GGCGGGCGGUGCCGCGGGGCGGGCGGAGCGGCGGCCACGUGUGCGGAAGCGGCGGUGGCUGCCGCGAUGGCGCUGAAGGCGGUGAUCCUGAUCGGGGGUCCGCAGAAGGGGACCCGGUUCCGGCCGCUGUCGUUCGAGGUGCCCAAGCCGCUGUUCCCCGUGGCCGGGGUGCCGAUGGUGCAGCACCACAUCGAGGCCUGCGCCAAGGUACCGGGCAUGAAGGAGGUCCUGCUGAUGGGCUUCUACCAGCCGCACGAGGCCCUCAGCCGCUUCCUGGCGUCAGCGCAGCAGGAGUUCAAGAUCCCCAUCAGGUAUCUCCAGGAGUAUGCAGCACUGGGCACGGGUGGUGGCAUCUAUCACUUCCGAGACCAGAUCCUGUCAGGUGGUGCUGAGGCCUUCUUUGUCCUCAACGCAGACGUGUGCUCAGAGUUUCCCUUGCAGGAGAUGCUGGAGUUCCGGCAGCAGCAUGGGGACGCGCACAGCUUUGUCAUUCUGGGUACCACAGCCAACAGGACGCAAGCACUAAAUUAUGGCUGUAUUGUGGCAAACGCAGACACACAGGAGGUCCAGCACUACGUGGAGAAGCCCAGCACGUUUGUCAGUGAGAUCAUAAACUGUGGCAUCUACCUGUUCACACCUGCCAUCUUCCAGCACAUUGGCGAAGUCUUCCAGAGGAACCAGCAGGAGUUAGUACUAGAAGAAAGCUCCAAUGGCUGGCAGCGCGCAGAAGUGAUCCGGCUAGAGCAGGACGUUUUCACAGCGCUGGCUGGGAGUGGCAAACUCUAUGUCUACAAAACAGAUGGUUUCUGGAGCCAGAUCAAAUCGGCUGGCUCUGCUAUCUAUGCCAGCCGCCUUUACCUGAACCAGUACAGCAAGAGCCACCCAGAGAGGCUGGCCCAGAAUAAACCUGGAGGCCCUAUCAUCCGAGGGAAUGUGUACAUCCACCCCACAGCCUCCAUCGACAGCACAGCUGUGCUGGGCCCCAACGUCUCCAUUGGGGAGGGAGUGACGGUGGGAGCUGGUGUGCGUGUGCGUGAGUCCAUUGUCCUGCAUGGUGCCUCACUCCAUGACCACACCUGUGUCCUCAAUACCAUCGUGGGCUGGGACAGCACCAUCGGGCGCUGGGCCCGGGUUGAAGGAACACCCAGUGACCCUAACCCCAACGAUCCCUAUGCCAAGAUUGACAGCGAGACCCUCUUCCGGGAUGGGCGCCUCACGCCAUCCAUCACAAUCCUAGGCUGCAGUGUCACCAUCCCCGCUGAGGUCGUCAUUCUCAACUCCAUUGUCCUUCCUCACAAGGAGCUGAGCCGCAGCUACAAAAACCAGAUUAUCCUGUGAGUUAGUGGCUUGCUGGGUUUGGGGGCCAGCUCCAGCCCCUCACUUCCUGCUGUGCCCCACAGCAAGAGCCUGUGCUGAGGCUUCACCUCCUGUGAGGUUCACAGUACCCCUAGAGUCAUACGUGCAGGCCAGGUGCCCUGUGAGUGCCUGAUUCCUGCUUCAGACAGACAUUAAAGCUGGUGAGCAUCAGCCUCAUGUGCUGCUUCUCUUGCAGCCCAGGGGCUGGGUGAAGUCUUCAGAGACGGCAUGUGCCCUGGCACCAGCCUGCGCAGGGAGCCCUGGGUUGAGACUGUUGAGGGAAUACGUGCUGCUUUCAGUGUCUUAGGUCCAGCUUUGGGCAUUUCUCCAAAGGACACUACCACCACUGUCUUACCACACCUCCUCACUCUGCAUCAGUUUCUGUCUGCAGCACCCUAGAAAGUCUUGAGGCUGUGGAGCUUUGAAUAUGCCUGUCCUGCAUAGACAGCUUACCCUGCAGGAGGCAAUUUCAGUGUGAUUGCAACAGCUUGAGCUAAGCUCCUGCCCACCACUGGGAAAAUGCAGCUGCACCAGGCUGUCCAAAGGGCCCAGGCAGGGCAGGGCUGGGUUGGACACGCAAGCUGCUGGCCCUGGAGGGAGCUGCAAAAGCACCCCUUCCCCCAGCACCAUCUCUGCUGCCAAGGGCUCAGUGUGAGCCAGGGGAGCUGCCAGCCCUACGGAGCCUGCUUCUGUCAGGCUGGAACCUGCACAGGCUACCUAGGCAAGGCUCAGGGUGACAGCAGCAGGCUCCUGCCACCGCGGUGGGCUGGCAGCCUCCUCUGCACUAGCUUGGGUGGAGCCUGGGGGGUUGGCUCUAUGUCUCACCUCACACCAGCCAUUUCCACAGGGUACCAGAGCAAUCAACUUACAUGUGUACAGGUGGCAGAGCGCUGAUGCCUGUCUGUCUCUCAAAACCUCUGUUUUUAUUGAAAGCAGCUCCCAGCUGAUCCUGCUGCGCACUGUUUAUGAUAACCAACACUGCCUUUAUCCACUUACUUCACUGUCUUCUCCCCUGGUUGCGGAACUCUGCACUCUGUAAAGUGCUCCAUCACGCCUCUCGCCUUCAACAACGUGCUGCAUUAGGCAU